UUUUUUUUUUUUUUUGGUGUGUGCGUGUUGUGUCGCUGUUGUCGUUUCGCCGCCGCACGAAGCCGCCACGGAGCGGGGCUGGCGGCAGCGCGGGGGCUCGGCGGCACCGGGCACCGGCCUUUCCGCGCCAGCCCCCAUUUCUCUCUGUUUCUGUUAUUAAAGCAUUAUUAUUGUUAUUCUGUCCCCGGCGCAACCGCGAAAGGGCUAGUGCGUUUUGCAACCUGUGGCGGGGCUGCGCCGUGAUCUGUCAAGCCCCGGGCUAAGAGCGGGCGGUGAUGGAGAAGACUUGCGGCAUUUCCCUGCCCGGGGAAGGGGGGAGCCCGCGGGGAGGCUCGGCCGCCGCCGGCUGCCGGCCCCGGAGCACCGCGGAGUGCCGGCCCGGGGCGGCGGGGACCGCGCUCGCCUCGACGGUGCGUGCGGGGCGGCUGCCGGCCGGGAACGCAACCGCGACGCAAAACUCGCGAAGGGGCAAAAGUGUAUGAAGCGACUCUGAAUAUCACGCGUAGGGCUGAAAAUAAUAAUAAUAAUAACACCACCACCACUACCACCCGUGGGGAGGAGUGGGCGUCCCCCGCCGGGAGGAAGGCGGCGGGCGGGAGGAAGCGGAGCGCAGCCGUGCGAGGGAUGCGAGGGACGGGGUCCGGGGCGCGAUGCGUGCGGAGCCCCCCGCUGCCCCCAGCGCAGCCCUUGCCCUGUGUUUACUACCGCGGCGGACUUGGCGCGGGGACAGGCGCUCGUAAAUCUGCCGCCGGCAGCCGCGGGGCUGGCCCCCGGCCACACGCUAUUCCUGGAGCGAACGGCCGCGGGGAGCCGCGCAACCCCCGCGCCGCUCGCUGCGGCCCCGAAACCGCCGCGAGCGGGCGGCGAAGACAGAGCGCUGUUUUGGUUUGUUGGGGUUUUUUAAUGCUUUUUAUUAGACUCAAGAUGGCCUCGCCGGCAGACAGCUGCAUCCAGUUCACGCGCCACGCCAGCGACGUCCUCCUCAACCUCAACCGCCUUAGAAGCCGGGACAUCUUGACCGAUGUUGUCAUCAUCGUGAACCGGGAGCAGUUCAGAGCCCACAAAACAGUCCUGAUGGCCUGCAGUGGCCUCUUCUACAGCAUCUUCACUGACCAGCUCAAGUGCAACUUGAAUGUUAUCAACCUGGAUCCUGAAAUUAACCCUGAGGGGUUUUGCAUCCUCUUGGACUUCAUGUACACCUCCCGCCUGAACUUGAGGGAGAACAAUAUCAUGGCUGUGAUGGCCACAGCACUCUACCUGCAGAUGGAGCACGUGGUUGACACCUGCCGAAGGUUUGUCAAGUCUAGUGAAGCAGAGAUGGUGUCUGCUGUGAAGACCCCAAGGGAAGAGUUUCUGGCUGGACGGAUGCUGGGCCACCCAGAGGUGAUGGCUUAUAGGAGCAGAGAUGUCUCAGAGAACGGAAUGCCUCUCCAAAACGGGUCCCUCUGCAACGGGAGGGCCUUUGCACCCGGCUUGAUCAACAGUUUGUCUGGAUCCCCCAUUUCCUACCAUGGAUACAGCCCUCUCCCUCUAAAUAGCUUCCUGGUGGAUGAUGAGUUGCGGGAGAUGAGGAUGCCUCUCUCUGAACUCUCAAGGGCAGGUGCCUUCCCCAAGGAGAGGAUCCUGCCGUGCGACAGCUCCAGGACAAUCCCCACUGAGUACGUGAGAACCAUCACCGACAUCUCUGCCAACAUGUGCCACGCUACCAUCUAUGCUCCUAAAGAAGGUGCUGCUGAAGAAGCCAGGAGUGACAUGCACUACAGCGUGGCUUCUGGGCCCAAACCUGUCAUCCCCUCAGUCCGGAACAACCCCUACUUCCCCUGCGAUAAAGUGGCCAAAGAGGAGGAGCGGACCUCUUCAGAGGACGAGAUCAGCCAGCACUUUGAGCCCACCAACACACCCCUGGACCGCAAGGGACUCAUCAGCCCUCAGAGCCCCCAGAAGUCAGACUGCCAGCCCAACUCACCAACUGAAUCCAGCAGCAGCAAGAAUGCCCGUAUCGGCCAGAACUCCAGCUCCCUCUUCACCAAGAGCCCCACAGACCCCAAAGCCUGCAACUGGAAGAAGUACAAGUUCAUUGUCCUCAACUCUCUCAACCAGAACACCAAGCAAGACAGCGCUGACCAGAACGAGAUGGGAACCCUCUCUCCUCGCACCUAUGUGCCCAUGUCCACUUGCCAGCAGUCCAUGGAGCCGGAGCAUCUCAAUGUGCAAUCCCCCACCAAGAUAAGCGUGAAUGGUGAAGACUCUACAAUCCCACAAGCGAGCAGACUCAACAAUAUUGUUAACAGGUCCCGGGAUGGGUCCCCUCAGAGCAGCGAAGGGCAGUCCCCACUGUACAUGCAUUCAUCAAAGUGCAGCUCCUGUGGUUGCCAGUCCCCACAACAUACUGAGAUGUGCCUUCAUACCCCUGGCUCAAACUUUGGAGAAGAGAUGGGGGAAACCCAGUCUGAAUACUCCGACUCCAGCUGCGAGAACGGAGCCUUCUUCUGCAACGAGUGUGACUGCCGGUUCUCCGAGGAGGCCUCUCUCAAGAGACAUUCUCUGCAAGUCCACAGUGACAAGCCCUACAAGUGUGACCGCUGCCAGGCCUCCUUUCGCUACAAGGGGAACCUCGCCAGCCACAAAACCGUCCACACAGGAGAGAAGCCGUACCGCUGCAACAUCUGCGGGGCACAGUUCAACCGACCAGCCAACCUGAAAACCCACACACGCAUCCACUCUGGGGAGAAACCCUACAAGUGUGAGACCUGUGGGGCCAGAUUUGUCCAGGUGGCCCACCUCCGUGCUCACGUGCUCAUUCACACCGGGGAGAAGCCGUACCCCUGUGAGAUCUGCGGCACACGCUUCCGGCACCUGCAGACCCUCAAAAGUCACCUUCGAAUCCACACAGGAGAGAAACCCUAUCAUUGUGAGAAGUGCAACCUGCACUUCCGCCACAAAAGCCAGCUGCGGCUCCACCUGCGGCAGAAGCACGGGGCCAUCACCAACACCAAGGUGCAGUACCGCAUCUCGGCCAGCGAGGUGCCCCCGGAGCUCCCCAAGGCCUGCUGAAGGCACAGGAUUGCCCAGGAGGAGCUCGUCUUGGGGGGCAUGGCGGGGAGCAGCUGUCCAAAGGAUACUUGCAACACUUUAAAAAAAAAAAAAAAAAAAAGAGAGAGAGAGAAAAAAUAUUCAUCACAUGAUGGAGUGCCUCUAAACCCAUAGUACAGAUAGGUGGAAAAACAUUAGAAAUUAAAAAAAAAAAUUACAAAUACACGGGUUUUAUUUUUCCCAGUUAUGUGAAACAAAAUGAAAAAAUAAAAUUAUUCAGAUCUUACUGUAUAUAAAACAUAAAAAAAUUUAAAAUAGUCAUUUUAAAUGUCUGUGCAGUGGAGUGUUGAUAAACUCUGGAGUCUAACCUUCACAGCCUUUGCAGUUUGAAGAUGAGGAAUGUAAUGUUGAUUUAUGGGAACAGAUUUUUUUCUUUUGUAUGCAAAAUGUGUGUUCUUUUAAAGAGAAAGUAUGCUAUUAAAGAGAGGGCUUUAACUUUUUUAACCAAAGGUGAAGGAAUCUAUGGCAGAGUUGUAAAUAUAUAUAGAUAUAAAUAUAUAAAUAUAUAUAUAAAAUAAAUAUAUAUAGACCUUUAAAAAAGCUAUAUUAAAAAUAUAUAAAAUGCAUUAAAGGCUCAGUUGGACUCUGCAGGCAGAAGCCACUCUGAGAAUCUUUAUUAUGAUAGAGCACUUAAGGAGAUAUUUUAAAGUAUUGCAUCUGUACAAGUAAGAAAAUAUUUUGUCUAAAUGCAUCAGUGUAUUUGUAUUUUUUUGCAAGUGAAGGUUUACAAUUUACAAAAAAGUGUGUAUUAAACCAACAAAGCUGCAGAAGGAAUUUAAAAUAAUAAUAAAGUGUAAUUUUUUGUUCUAGUUCUCAGUCUGUAUAUAUGUAAAAUGUGGUUUCGCACGGUGCCUUUCUUUUCAAUGGAAGUUUUCAGUGUAUGGACUAUAUUGAGCUCAGUUUCUUCAAGGUACAGCCUGAUGUUGCAAAAGGAGUUUUGGUGGAACUCUUAAGUGGGGGAAUGUUUUAUUUUUUUUUGUUUUGGAUUUUUUUUUUGGUCUUAUUUUACAUGCUUGUGUUAUAAACAAUCUCGGGAGACAGGGUUUGGGCUGUGUCUAAACUGCAUUAAUGCGUUCUGUAAAAUAUAGCUGUACAAAUAAAAGAAUAAAAUGAAGAAAAGUGAUGUA
Messenger RNA from Agelaius phoeniceus (red-winged blackbird), 4220 nucleotides. The record is from RefSeq and is a predicted model, not a curated record. NCBI's taxonomy places the organism in Eukaryota, Metazoa, Chordata, Aves, Passeriformes, Icteridae.